Gastrolobium bilobum is the source of this 1542-nucleotide messenger RNA. RefSeq lists its product as uncharacterized. Lineage: Eukaryota; Viridiplantae; Streptophyta; Magnoliopsida; Fabales; Fabaceae. The record is from RefSeq and is a predicted model, not a curated record. The coding region runs from base 474 to 1370 and encodes 298 amino acids. The transcript is spliced from 3 exons.
CCAACCAAUAUCAUCGUUCUGAGGGCCUGCUUCGGACUUCAUCAUCAAUUUACAAGUUUGAUGCGUGUCCAAACGAUCAUGUAGAGGGUUGAGGUGGAGCCAAGAACUUGAAAUCGGGAUUGCUAAGCAUUAAAUUGCAUGAAAAAAUUUCAGAAAAAAAAAUCUAAAAUGAAGGUGUUGAGGCUUGGAGCUGGCAUUACCCCAUCUGCUAGCCCCUUUGCAUCUGUCUUUGAUUGACUUCUUUUGUAACUAUGGCAAACGAAUAAAAAAGGAAGCAGAUAAUGGUCAACAUCCUUGGGAUAUACUUGAUAUAAUUUACGAGAAACUAAAUUUUGAUGACCUCUUUCAAUGUGCUAGAGUGUGCAAGAACUGGAGGACAUUUCAUAAAAUUAAGUGUGCUAGAAUUUUGAUGACCUCUUUCAAUGUGCUAGAGUGUGCUAGAGUGAAAAUGCAGUUUGACAUUGAGAAAUUUAAUGUCAUCCCAAGCACCAUUGCUUGUUCUAACUUAUUUAUGUGCUAAGAAGACUUAUUUUUCCAUUCGCAUAUCUGAACAAAAAGUUUAUCACUCGAAGCUAGAUUACUUCCGGGGAUUAUCCUAUUCGGGGUCAUCUAGUGGUUAUUUAAUUAUGGUGGGUGCUGAUAAACUUCUGCUAAUGAAUCCUUUUACAAGAAUAAAGAAGGUAUUCAGUAAGUUAGCCAUUCAAGAUAAUUUACAGUAUAUGUAUUGCCGACUUGCUUUUGCCAAAGGUUCUGAGGAAUUUAUCAUAGUGGUUUUGUGUAAAAAGUUGUACAGUUUGCAUAUCUAUCAGUCUAGACAUUCUUGUUGGGUUACUUAUUCAACAAGGGGAAAUCCAUGGAAGGUUGAGGACUUUGUGGUUUUGAAUAAUACUCUGUAUGCUAUCACUGAGGAUGCCAAGAUAGGGGUAUUGAGCCUGAAUUCUGUAAGUUUGAGAUUUCUAGAACUGAAGAAUACUCCCAAUGUAACAUCCUCAAGGCUUAAAUUGCUUAGUUGUGAUGGUCAGCUUUUAGUGGUUCAUCAUGUUAAUCUGUCAAAAUUUGAUGUGUACAAGAUAGACUUGUGUGCCAUGGAAUGGAUCAGGUUGGAAACUUUGGGUGACCUUGCAUUGUUUUAUGGUGAUGACUCAAACUGCUAUGCAUUCAGCAACCCGGGUAGGUGGGGAUAUGAAAGCAACUAUCUGUAUUACAUUUCAACUGUAUUCCGAGGUUGCAUAGUAUGUUCCCUGAAUAAUGAACUGAAAGAAGGCAUUGUACCUAGUGGACUUCGACCUCCUACUGAGUCAAGAUUCGACUGGUUGGAUUGGUAUUUUCCCAAUGUACGUGAUGAGGUUGAUUAUGCUCUGGUUGAGUAACCUGUAACUUGAUACCAUGCAGCAUGUGACCUUUUGUUUGGACCUUGUUCUUUAUAUUUCCCUUUCGUGUGCUAAUAGUUUUAUUAGACUGGAGAAACUUGUGAUGGUAUCUAGUUUCCAAAACUUCGCUCAGGUUGUUAUUUGACUUUGGAUGGUUGUUUACCUUGUAAUU